Molecule: messenger RNA, 4777 nt
Organism: Marmota monax (woodchuck)
Lineage: Eukaryota; Metazoa; Chordata; Mammalia; Rodentia; Sciuridae
Gene: Znf79
Product: zinc finger protein 79
Exons: 4
Coding region: 446-1744 (432 amino acids)
Biological process (GO): regulation of transcription by RNA polymerase II
Molecular function (GO): RNA polymerase II cis-regulatory region sequence-specific DNA binding; DNA-binding transcription factor activity, RNA polymerase II-specific
Source: RefSeq, a predicted model, not a curated record
CUUCCUGUCCCAGAGUCCCCUUGAACUGGAUGCCCGUGCACCUGAGGGAUGUGCAACAUAAAAGCAUUCUGGGUGGUGGAUUCUGGGAGCAAGGACAGGCGGAAGACGGUCUGGGAAGGAGGCAGUGCGGGUCACAUAUUUGGCGUCUGGGGAGAGGAAAGGUUUGGCCAGGAAUAGCGCCUGGCGGAGACUUCUGGGAAAUGGAGUCCAGUGGCGGGGUGGGGAGCAUAUCGCAUGACCGGAAGUGCUGCUGGUCAGGCUUGUCGCCAAGGAGCUCUAGCGUCUGCAGCGCUGGUGUCCAGGGUUCCUGAGCUCGGACGGGUAGCCGGUUGUAGGUUGCUUGUCGUUUUCUCACUUGCAGUGACGCUGACACCAGGGAAUUGCUGGCAGCCGGUGGCGCGAGGAGGGACCAGUAUGCUGGAGGAAGGAGCACCACCUUUUCCAAAUGCUGCACUUCCCUCAGAGGAAAGAGCAGGAGAGAACAGAAUGGCUGUUGGUCUCUUCGCAGCUGGGCCCCAGGACUUCCAGUUUUCCAACCUGGCAUGAACUCCCAGUUAGAACAAAGGGAAAGCCCGUGGGAGUGCUGAAGGGAGAAGACCCAAGAAGCACUUGUCCAGACUGGGAAACUGUCCCUGAACUGCCAGGGCAAGCCCUUUCUGAAGAGUCAUGCCAAGGCAUGUGUGAGCAGAGGAAGAGCUUCAGUCUAAGACCAGUCCUGUCUCUACAACACAGAGUUCCUGCAGGAGUGAGGCCUUGUGAACCUGAAACCUGUUCUAAGAGCUUUCAGAAUUCAGAAAAAAUUCAGCCUCAGAGAGUAAAGCCAUUCACAUGUCAUGAGUGUGGCAAAGCCUUCAGCUACUGUUCUUCCCUUUCUCAGCAUCAGAAGAGCCACACUGGGGAGAAGCCCUAUGAGUGCACUGAGUGUGGGAAGGCCUUCAGCCAGAGCUCCUCGCUUAUUCAGCACCAGAGGAUUCACACUGGAGAGAGACCCUACAAAUGCACUGAAUGUGGGCGAGCUUUCAGCCAGAAUGCAAACCUCACCAAACACCAGCGCACUCACACCGGAGAAAAGCCCUACAAGUGUAGUCAGUGUGAGAAAGCCUUCAGCGACUGUUCAGCCCUUGUUCAGCAUCAGCGAAUCCACACUGGAGAGAAACCCUAUGAAUGCAGUGACUGUGGAAAGGCCUUCCGCCACAGUGCAAACCUCACCAAUCACCAGAGGACUCACACUGGGGAGAGGCCCUAUGAGUGCAGCGAGUGUGGAAAGGCCUUCAGCUACUGUGCAGCUUUUAUUCAGCACCAGAGGAUCCACACAGGAGAGAAGCCUUACAAGUGUGCUGCAUGUGGGAAGUCCUUCAGCCAGAGUGCAAACCUCACCAACCACCAGAGGAUUCACACUGGAGAGAAACCCUACAAGUGCAGUGAGUGUGGAAAGGCCUUUAGCCAAAGUACAAAUCUUAUAAUCCACCAGAAGACCCACACUGGAGAGAAACCAUAUAAAUGCAAUCAGUGUGGGAAACUCUUCAGUGAGAGCUCAGCCCUUAUUCGACAUCACAUAAUUCACACCGGAGAAAAACCAUAUGAGUGCAGUAAGUGUGGAAAAGCAUUUAACCAGAGUUCAUCCCUUAGUCAACAUCAGAGAAUUCACAGUGGUGUAAAGCCCUAUGAAUGCAGUGUGUGCAGGAAGGCCUUCAGGUGUAGCUCAGCUUUUGUCAGACACCAGAGACUCCAUGUUGCAGAGUAACUGGGAGCAAUGAUCAAGGGAACCCCAGAUGCUCCAACUCAACUCAGCAUCCAAGUCAGGUGCAUAGGUGAGCUCAGAUAAAUACUGUCAAUUUAAGCAUCUGGAGACAUCUCGCACUUUAAUCUGUAGCCCAGAGAAGAGACACAGAAACACCCUGAAUAUCCAAUUCUUACGUGUUGUAAGUAAAAGCUUAAGCUCAAGAGCUUGCUAACAAUUUCAGUCUUUAGUAAGCAUCAAGAAUCUAAAGCACUCACAGCCUGGGGGCACUCGCCUAUAAUCCCAGUUGCCCAGGAGGCUGAGGCAGGAGGAUCCUGUGGUUAAAGCUAACCUCAGCAACAGUGAGGCACUCAACAACUCGGCCAGACCCUAUAUCAAAAUAUAAAUAGGGCUUAGUAUGUGGCUCACUGGUUGAGUACACUUGUUCAUUCCCCAGUACCCAAAACAAAACACCCAAUAGUCCAAAUUCUUUCAGGCAAAAUGAACAAAUCAACGAAAAACUUGUUUUCUUCUAUCAAAGUAUUUUUGGCAAUGCUCAUUUCUUCUGGAAAUAGAAUGGCUGCAAAAGAACCAAGAAGUAUUGGCCAGAUACCAAGUCCUAUCCAGUUUAGGGUAGCAAAUGUGGAUGAGGAAAGGGAUUCCAUUAUCAAUCAUCCAGUACCAAACAGGGAGAAUUACUUCCUAAUGCUGAAAGACAGGCCCAGAAUCCACCUUUCCACUGGAGGCAGCUAUCCAAGAUAGGGUGAAAUGACCCAUAGAGAAAAAUCAAGUCCUCGGAGCAAUUAUUUCCAAACCUCAUUUGUUGGUGCCUAGAAAAAGCUGCCUAGCUGCAGUUUGUCCCAGUGUCAAGUGUUAGGUUAAGGGGAUGAUAGGCGCUCAUUCAAGGAUGCAGCCCACUGGUUGUCAGAUGAUCCUUUAUUAAAAUAUUCUCCCAUGUACUUAACUGUGGAAAAGAAAUUUUCCCAUGUACUUCUUAACUCUGUGGGAAAGAAAAUAGAAGCUCUAUCAGUGAAAGGGGAGUUAAAAGACCCUCCCCUUAGCCCUACACUAAUACCUUUAUGAACACAUUAGCCGCUCCCCCUCCAGCUUUCACCCCUCUAUUAUAACCCAAGUGAAAUGGAUGCAGAAAUCACUUACAGCUGGACACUCCACUGCACCACUAUUGAUGUCAUCUAUGAUGUCAUGAGGGUGGCGGCCAUCAACAUUACAACCCACAGACUGGGCAGUCCCCAGAAUCUCCUUAAUGGUUCCUACAAUUAGGAAAAAUGUGUUUGGUUAUGUGUAUAACUCAGUAGUAGAGCUCUUGCCUAGAACGCACGAGGUCCUGUGUUCAAUCCCCACUACAGCAAAAAACAGGAAAACCCCAACCCAUUUCUAUAGUACAAGACUUGGAACUUCAUAAACCUUAAAUAGAGUCUCUACUGGAUCUCUAAAUGCUCAGCUCAGGACCUAAGCAGUUCUUUCAUCCCCAGAAAACACCAUACCCCAACCUUGAAACUUAUCAACUUCAGUAGCCCUUAUGUACAACACCUAUAACACCUUAAUGAGUACUCAUUUGGGCUGCCCAUAUACUAAAAUUUGAACAGAGAUUAAUUAGCACAGCCUUUUCACAAAAAUGACAUGCAGAUUUGUGAAGCAUUCCAAAUUUAAGGGAAAGGAAUGCAGUGUUCACCUUUGCUCAACAGACUUCCUUCAAUACACAAAACCUUAAAUUGAGCAAAGCUAUCAUUAAGUGAUAUUUGUUGUAUAGGUGUCCUAAAUGCAGGAUGGCAGAACAUGAGUUAAGUGCCCUCAAAGUGGCAAGAAUGCUAACCACUCACUGAAAACAUUCAAAUUUACGAGAUAACACGUUGUCUUGCUCUUACCAGAAAGUUCUCUAGCUAAAGAUCGGUGACGCAUCUGUCGGGCAAUGUUGACAAUUUCAUCAAAAGUGAUAUUUCCACUGUGUUUAACUGCAGGAAGAAAAAAAAAAAGCUUUGUGACAGUCUGAGGCCAAAGGGACUGUAUGUCCUCCACUAUUUGCAGGCUGUUCCCAUGCUUUCGGCACAGAGUCAUCCACAUGAAGAAUAACCCUGUUUCCUUAGCUGGGGUUUACUGUCAGCUCACCACUGGACUGCACCAGCCCACAAACUGGUCAGGUGCAGUGGCGGGUGGCUAAAGACAAAACCAAGUCUUCACCAAUCUGCCAUGGACAGACUUCCUGUUAAGGGAUUAAAAGCAUAGCUAAAAUCAUUGGUUAAGUGUCCAGUGCAUCAGCCAGCCACAUGUUCUCAGAUGCCUAAACCCAAGGGACCUUCCCCACUGGGGAAAGCAAAUCUAGUACUUUUUGGUACUGCCUGGCUCUCACAAUGCUGACCAAAUCAUCAAUCCCCACACCAACCCUGGUUUCAUUAAAGAAAAAACAUUAGGUAUAUAACAUAAAAAACUGCAAACUAAUGUACAGCCAACUUACUGUUUUUCUGUUUCUUUCUGUCUCUUGGUGGCUCCUUGAGGGCUUUUAUGAUCAGGGCAGAGGCAGAAGGUACCACUUCAAUCUGCAGAAGAGAUUCUUGAUGUAAACAAACCCUAACCCCACCUCCAAAGAGUACUACCACUGUAUGACAACCAACACUGCCCUCAAGAGACCAUGGGCCAGACACUAGGUUCCUGUACGUAUAAGUUAUACAUGUAUGUAUGAUUCAUAUGUAUUAAAACACAUUCCUGUGUGGGAAAUGUUAUGUGAUUUACCCAGUGUCACAUGGGUUGAAUCUGGGCCCAAAGUCUUUCUUUGCCUUAUUGUCCAUGCUUUUAACAAAGUCUUCCCACAAGGACCAAAAUUGUUUAGUUCACCAAUGGUGAAACCCUCCUAUCCAGGAUUCCAGGGGGUUGUUACCUCUACCCUCCUUCAAACCAAGCACAAGAAGUAAAUACCUGGGCCUGUCUGUUCUGAAUAGUCAGUUUCACUGUAAUCCUCAGACCCUUCCAAUCACCAGUUGCUUUGGCAAUGUCAUCACCAACCUUUUUGGGAGACUGUAGAAAUAAAAGUAUAUAAUCAAA